This is a messenger RNA of Eucalyptus grandis, 1111 nucleotides long. Its product is annotated as autophagy-related protein 23. The transcript has 7 exons. Bases 200 to 940 code for a protein of 246 amino acids. The record is from RefSeq and is a predicted model, not a curated record. Lineage: Eukaryota; Viridiplantae; Streptophyta; Magnoliopsida; Myrtales; Myrtaceae.
AGGGAGAUGAGAUCGGAAUGAUUACGACAUUCGCCUCCAGAUUUCGGAUUAUUCCGCGCUUCUCCUUCGACGCCGCCGACGACGACGACGACGCUUGCGGCGGCGGCGGCGGUCGGAUUCGCAGGGCGCGCGCUUGAUUCGGCUCGCCGUCCGUUGGGAUCGGAGAAGGAGGACCGCUGGUGCUGCUCUGCAAACUGCAAUGGCGACGAAUCCUUCUCUGCUGCCCGAGAUCGGACCCGAUGGCCUCGCGAGGGAAGCUCCCGUCAUCGCCUACACCGAGAAGAUAAUCGCGGAAGAACAGCUUCAAUUGAAGAAAUACAUAGAAGAAAACUACUCUAAGAUUCGCGAUGUCGAGCGGGAGCUAGCGAAUCUUUCAAUGGAGAUGAAGCUCACUGCUGGACCAAAGAAAGCAGCACUCGAACAUCUGAGGAAGAAAAUUGAAGCGUCGACCGAGAGAAUUCGAGUCGCGAAGCUGAAGGAAGAAGAAGCACGCAAGGUAUGGGAAGCGGCAUCCAAGGUCGUGAAGGAUGAGGAAGCAAUGAAGCAGAAGCUUUGUGACGACUUAUCAAAUCUGGUCCAAGAAAGCAGCACCUCUCAGUUUAAUAGACUAGAGGAACUGAAGAGACGACUUGGAGCUCUGAACCCAGGCAGGACGUCAGUAUCUAGUCCCCAGGCUGCUCCGAGUGGCACAGGUGCUGAUGCUCCCGCUUCUUCAGUUCCUCACGCAUCGGGAGCAGGUCAGGCGGCCGACAACUCAACCCACCGAGGAAGUAACGGGAACGGGCCGAGCCGACAACCGACUGCUGACGGGGAAGAAAGAGGGCGAAAGAAGGUCCAGUUUCAAGGAAGAGGGAAGGGAAUCGGGGCAGUUCCCAAGGGUAGAGGGCCUCCCGGUCCUGGUUGGACGGGGGCGGGCUUUGAUGUGGAUGGUAGAACUUGACAAAAGCCCAGUUUUUAACUUUGUUAUUCUUUUUUGUCGCUCAGAAGAUUCCGUUGCCACAGUGACCAUCCGAGCAUUCUCAUUUGGUAUGCAAAUGCCCUACUUUUGUACUUCCAAGUGGAUAUUGAAUUAUUGAGUUAAAACUAUAUGUGAUAUUUGUUUAUUUUUAAU